UCUCAUUGUGGUGUCUCUUCUUUUUGUAGUCCGCCAGAUGCUGCAGAGUGGAUUCAGCGCCAAUCUGUACAACGAGGACGGGCUGACGGCGCUGCAUCAGGUGGGUGACUCGGGUCACAUGGUUCAUAGAAUGGUAAUAGAUUUCCUAACUUCUGGUCUCCUCUUCUUUCCUAGCAAUGCCAACCUGCUGGCUGUGAACUCUGAUGGGAAUAUGCCCUAUGACCUCUGUGAGGAUGAUGUCACACUGGACCACAUAGAGGCCGCCAUGGCCGAGCAAGGAAUCACUCAGGAGAAGAUCGAGGAGUCUCGGGCCGCCAAAGAGAGGACUAUGAUGGCUGACAUUAAGCAGCUGGUGGAGUCGGGGUCAGAGGUCAAUGCUCAGGAUGAGUCUGGCACCAGUUUGCUCCACAUCGCGGCAGCCAACGGUUACCUGGACGCUGCCGAGCUGCUCCUGGAUCACAAAGCUUCGGUGAACGCCGGGGACUGUGACGGGUGGGAGCCGCUCCACGCGGCGGCUUGCUGGGGACAGAUCCAGCUGGUGGAGGUGCUGGUGGCCCACGGUGCCGACCUGAACGCAAAGUCCCUUCUGGACGAGACGCCUCUAGGUAUGUAUACCAGCUCUCAUCUAAGGACAGAUCUGUGGGGCUCCCAUGCAGUUACAUCCAGCUCUCCGUGGGACAUCCGUGACCUGGGAUGGGGGUCCGUAUUUGUCCGGGGGAGGGGUGACAAUCCUAUGGCAUCUCCCCCCGUUUCCUGUACCGGUGACACCGGGGGGGUGACGCUCUCUUACCGGGACACAGGCCGCAAUCUCCACAUCGCGGCAGCCAACGGUUACCUGGACGCUGCCGAGCUGCUCCUGGAUCACAAAGCUUCGGUGAACGCCGGGGACUGUGACGGGUGGGAGCCGCUCCACGCGGCGGCUUGCUGGGGACAGAUCCAGCUGGUGGAGGUGCUGGGGGCCCACGGUGCCGACCUGAACGCAAAGUCCCUUCUGGACGAGACGCCUCUAGACUCGGCCCGGUUCCCGUCCUUCCCCCGCACGCUGACCAUUGUGCCACAACCUAGGGCCCCUCUAGGGCCCCCACAGCCGGAGUCGGACCCCCAGCAGUCGGUGGGGACAGAAGGGGGGGAGUGUCCGAAGGGCGGAGCCUCGGAGGAGCAGCGGAAUUCUGCCCCGGCGUCGCAGAGGAACGGCAGCGCCCGAUCGGCCCCCAGACACACUUUCUCCAAGCGCCUGGACACCGAGCCAGCUCCGCCCAGUCCCGUCUACUACACUACCGCCAGUGGAGAGCCGCCAUUGCUGAAGCUCGUAGCGCCGGCGGAGGAGAGCGCGCCGGCAGGGAAGAGACCUUGUUGUGGGGUCAUGUGACUUUUUUAAGGAUGAAUUGGGCCGGCAGAGGCGGAGGAGGUGGAGCCUUACCCCAGAAAUUGGGUCGGCA
Molecule: messenger RNA, 1439 nt
Organism: Nanorana parkeri
Lineage: Eukaryota; Metazoa; Chordata; Amphibia; Anura; Dicroglossidae
Product: protein phosphatase 1 regulatory inhibitor subunit 16B-like
Exons: 14
Coding region: 38-1369 (443 amino acids)
Cellular component (GO): cytoplasm
Molecular function (GO): enzyme inhibitor activity; protein binding; phosphatase regulator activity
Source: RefSeq, a predicted model, not a curated record